Molecule: messenger RNA, 3363 nt
Organism: Morchella importuna
Lineage: Eukaryota; Fungi; Ascomycota; Pezizomycetes; Pezizales; Morchellaceae
Exons: 9
Coding region: 1-3363 (1120 amino acids)
Source: RefSeq, a predicted model, not a curated record
AUGCAUCUUUCAACUAAACGUCCAACUAAACCUCCACCUAAACCUCCACCUAAACCUCCAAAUCCUCCGCCAACAUAUCUGAAAUUAUCUACACAAUCCACCAACACUUCGACCUCACCACCACAACCAACACUCCAACCUCACCACGACCGCCAUGUCCACCCCCACUCCCACCCCCGCCACAACCCCCCCCUCCACGUCCACCUCGACGCCCUCACCCUCCAACGCGAAUCCCGCGCCCCCCGCCCCCCAACCCACUCCGUCUACCACCGCACCCCGCACUCCUACCGCUCCACCCACUCCGGCCUCCACUCCUCCCAAGCGCGCACGCCCACCACCACGCACUCCCCGCGCGCCUCCGUCUCCACCCUGCAGCUCCAGCACCUCCUCGAAAAGCUCGAAAUGGACCAAUACAACACCUACGGCGUCGAAGAGCUGCGCGACGGCUUCUUCGACGCCUCCUUCUACCGCCCCAUCAAGCAGCCCGACGAUGACCCCCUCCACCCCCUCCACCCACCGCGCACAACGCCGCGCCAAUGGGCACACGCCCAACUCACCGCCGCCAAGAGCGCCGCCACAACAGUGUUCACGACGCGCCAGGGCGUGUCCCUGGCAAAGAGCUUCCUCGCCUACUUCGCCGCCUACGUCCUCUGCCUGGUGCCCGCGACGCGGGCGUGGCUGGGGCAGCACAGCUACUGGGUCCUCAUCGCCGCGCUGUCCAACCACCCGGGGCGCACGGUCGGCGCACAGAUCGAGGGGACUGUGUCGUGCGGUGUUGGCGGCGUGCUGGGGCUGGGCGUUGGUGCUGCUGCGCUUGCGGCGGCGGGUAGGGCGGGCGGAGGGUGGUAUGGUGGUGUUGUGACGGUGUUUGUGGCGGUGUUUAUUGGUGUGGCGAGUUGGGUGCGGUGCUCGCUGGUGAGGGUGUAUCAGGCGAUGAUGGGCGCAGGGUUGGCGUUCUUCUUUUUGGUGCUUGUGGAUGGGCGCGUGGAGGGGGAGGGAGUGGGGGAGGAGGGAAUAGGGAGGGUGAGGGCGAGGGUGGGGGAGUGGGCGGUGCCGUGGGCGGUGGGGCUGGCGCUGUGUGCGGUUGUGAAUGUGUUGAUAGCGCCCGAAGCGGGCGGGAAGGCUGUUGCAACCGCACUGCACAAAGCCCUCCUCUCCGCCCUCGACGGCCUCGUCCAGCAGCACACCUACUCCCCCGCCACACACCGCCACAUGUCCCUCCAACUCGUCAACCUCUCCGAGGCCGUGCGCGACAUGCGCAGCGAGAUUGUCCUCUCGCCGCUUGCGCCGGCCGACGCCCUGCAGCUGCGGAACCUCCUACAGGCCGUCAUCCGCGAUAUCAUGGCUAUCAAGCCGGACGCUAGUCUCUUUGACACGCCCGCCGCGACGGCGAAGGAGGAGGAGGAGGAGGAGGAUGCGGUGGUGGUUGGCCUUUCCCCCACUACUGCUGUAGAUAAUGUGUCAGACAGCGAUAACCUCUCGCUCGCCUCCUCGACCGCAGAACACAUAAGCCUAGUGCGCAGCAUCAUGGCCACGCCCACACAAGCGCUCCUCGCCGCGUGUGCCUCCGUGCUCACAUCCUGCGACAGCAGCCUCAUGACACUUCUGCACCACCGCGAGCUCCUCCGGCACCCCGGCACCCCGGCACCCUCUUCCACCCCUCCCACCACCACACCAACACUCACCACAACGCACAGCACCUUCACCGCCGCCCUGCGCGCAUUCGACGCCGCCGACACACACCUCAUGGAGCACCCCACGCUGCCCAGCUCCUACGCGGCGCACCCAGACCUCGUCAGCCUCUUCCUGUACAUCCACCCCGUGCGCCAGGCCGCCGAGUCCGUGUCCGCGCUCGCGGGGAAGGUGCUGGCCCUCGAGCGCGGCGAUAAUAGGAAGCGCGUGUAUGGGCCGAGCUACCCGCUGGAGAAGGCGCUGUACCGCGCGUCGCCGCAGGUGCGCCAUGACCGCGGGGGCACGACGGCCGGGUACUAUUUUAAGAGUAAGCAGCGCAUCGAGGAGGCGAUGGAGCGGUACCACUCGCUGCCGUUUACGCCCAGCCCGGACAUUCUCAGUCCUGCUGGGGCGAAGACGGAUUCGCCUUCUGCGGGUACGGCGGGGGCGGAGACAGAGACGAGGCGGUAUAAAGUGUGGAUGGUGGUGCAUAGGCUGCAGCAGUUUGAGAGCCGGUUUGCGGUCAAGGUUGUGCUGGUGACGGCGCUGCUGUGUGUGCCGGCGUGGACGGAGGCGGGCAGGGGCUGGUAUGUGGCGGAUGAGGGGUGGUGGAGCGUCCUGGCGGCCUGGUUCAUGAUGCAUCCGCGGGUCGGCGGGAGCGCGCGGGAUCUGGUGACGAGGAGUGCGGCGGCCGCGGUGGGGGCCGUGUGUGGUGGGGUGGCGGUGGCGGCCGGCGGGGGGAAUCCCGUGGUGGUCGGCGUGUUUAUGGUUGUGUUUAUGGCGGGGUGUAUAUUCCGCUUCACGGCAAGCUCGCAUCCACGCUCAGGGCUGAUGGGGUGCGUGGCCUUCUCGGUCGUCUCCGUGAGCGCCUACACCGCCGCCGCCGCCGCAGACGCCACAGGCACGGCGGCGGGCGCGGCAAGGAUUGCGUGGACGCGGGGCGCGGCGCUGAUUGUGGGCAUUGUGAGCGCGGUCGUGGUCAAUUGGGUGAUUUGGCCGUUUGUGGCGCGGCACGAGCUGAGGAAGAGUCUGUCGUUCAUGAUGCUGAAUCUGGGGAUAUCGUAUCGUGGCGUUGUUGCGAGGUAUAUUUACUACGACGCCGACUCGGCGCCGACAAAGGAGGAUCUCGAGCGCUCGGAGAUGCAGGAGGCGCGGUUGAGGGAAGGAUUCGUCCGCAUGCGCGAGCUGCUGGAAAUGACCAGACACGAGAUACGCCUACGCGGGCCCUUCGACGCAGCGCCCUACAGCGCCGCCAUGGACAGCUGCGAGCGCCUCCUCGAACACAUUGUCGAAGUGCGCCAAUCCUCACUCUUCUUCCAGCCCUUCCUCUACGGCGGCACCGAAGAAUUCACCCGCAAAAUGCUCUCGGUGCGGCGCGACGCCGUAGCCAGCAUCCUCAUGAACCUGUACAUCCUUGCGGGCGCGCUGCGCGCGAAGCGGCCCGUGCCCAUGUACCUGCCCUCGGCGGCGGCGGCGCGCAAGCGGCUGCUGGAGCGCAUGGCGGAGAUUGAGGAGGAGGAUGAGGCGCUGGCGGAGGUGCGGCCGCGGCCCGAGGGGUCGAGGAGGUGGGCAGAUGUGUAUCAGUAUGCCUAUUCGUCUGCGCUCACGGAUAUUGUGGGGCAGUUGGAGCUGCUGCAGAGGUAUACGAAGGCGAUUGCAGGGGAGAUGGCGCUGGAUUUUCCGGAUUGGUAG